Molecule: messenger RNA, 1850 nt
Organism: Bursaphelenchus xylophilus (pine wood nematode)
Lineage: Eukaryota; Metazoa; Nematoda; Chromadorea; Rhabditida; Aphelenchoididae
Source: the annotation of a GenBank genome assembly
AUGAUUUCAGUGUCUCCCAACACCGUCGGUCAAGCCUAUUCCGCGCAGGCUGAAGUUAUGCCGGCGGUAAUGGCACCUCCUCUGGUUGGCCAGCACCCAACCGGCGUCCCAGAGGAGGGUAAAGAGGGGCCAAUCCCAACCACUGGACCCUCGGGCUUCGGCCCAGAACCGGCCCCAACCGUUCAGGCCGAGCACCUGCCGGCGGUUGAGGGCUCGGUAGGAUCAUUGGACAUGCUGGACUUCUCGAGUACAUCGAGAUUCGACAACAGCAGCCCCACUACGAGUGAAGAGAAAUCGACACUCCAUGACGUCCCAUCGAUAAUGUCCCUUGAAGUCUUCGAUGAGGCGGCACGCUGUGAGGAAACAUUAGCGGAUCAAAACGACCGCCUCCGAUGGCAAAGAGACUUCUGGAAGACCCAGUGCCGCACACUCUGGGAACGACAAGCGACGUUCGAAAAAAAAUUGAAGUUUUACCAAGAAGCCCUGGGAGAGGCGGAAGUUGAGGCCAAGAAGGCCAAAGAAGCAGCCUCCGUCGCCACAAAAAAGGCCGAAGAAGAAAGAGCACUGAAGGAAGCGGCAGAGAAAGAAGUAGCCGAAUUACAAGCCCGCCUUCUGACACAUCUUCGGACAGCCGUCGCCGAUGACCGGCCACCAAGGGCCGAAAGAUCCAGGUCCAGAAGUCCGCUGAUGACGCUGAGGACAGCGUGGUCAAUAACGCCGACAACAGCAGAGAUCCUAAGGAUCGAAGUCACACAGCCCCCAGCGACCCAACACCCGCCGCCACCCGCAGAUCAGGGAUAUGAGGUCCAAGAACAAAACCACGAGGCUCCUGGGCCUUUGCGAAGAAUGGCGAAGUGCAAAAGGCGAUGUUGUUACCAGCCCUCAGCCGACCCUCAACGGCCUCGGCCCCCGCGAAGGUCGAGGGAACUUCAAGGACUUGGUCCAGUGCUUCAAGAAGAGGAUAAUUGCCCAGACGAACACACGCCACGAAGACGCCCACGAAGAGAAAGAAAACCUCCUUCACGGCUCAUCGUGGACAUGUCAAGCCGAUCGUAUCGGACUUCACAAGAGCCCAGGCUGCCUCGUAAGUCAAUUUUUUCGAUAUCUUUACCAUUUUUACCCAAAAAACCCUUUAAAAAUUAUCAAUUUAGCAUUUUUUCAAACUCUAUAUUUACUAUCCCAAUCUUAUAAUAUCAAGAUUUUUUCAGGUCGAAGAGUAGUAAAUCCAUACUGAGUGGUCAAAAACUCAACACGGCGCAAUCGCGCAGUCACUCAUGCCUAAUCACGUAAGCUUUUCGCAGCGUCCCUCCAAUAAUCCUAAUUUUUUAGCAAUUUUUCGAAUUCAACCUCGACAAGCAACAACAAGAUCACGGGUCGAUAAAAAUGCUUGCCCCAAACCUUAGUUCGACCGACUGGAACGCGAAAAAAGUAAGUUCGCCAAAACUAUUUUUGCGAGCUGCGCCCGAGAAAAGAACAGUUGCUUUUUUACGCUGUUGGAUUUUGGUGGCAUAUUUUGGACGAAAAUGGUAGAUAUAAUAUGAUUAUAUUUUCAGAUGGAGACCGGUCCAAAGGGAAGAUAAGCACCCUAGCCCCCCGAAUGAGCCCGGGGGGCCUUUGGAAGAAAUACAGGGUGCCAUCUUCCCCUUGUUUUGGUCAAUUUUCGGCUGAAAUCCGGUAAGUUUUCGUGUUAAAUUUAUAUUUUUCAUUUUAUUUUUUGCAGAUCUCGUUCAAACGAGAUUGAACUGGGAAGGAGAGAGCACCCUCGCCCCCUGACUGAGCCCGGGGGGCUUCUGGAUCAUAAAAGGGUGCUCUCACCCGUUUCCAUCAAAGUGGAAGAUGUUCCACUUUGA